This is a messenger RNA of Coniophora puteana RWD-64-598 SS2, 375 nucleotides long. RefSeq lists its product as uncharacterized. Lineage: Eukaryota; Fungi; Basidiomycota; Agaricomycetes; Boletales; Coniophoraceae. The coding region runs from base 1 to 375 and encodes 124 amino acids. The record is from RefSeq and is a predicted model, not a curated record. The transcript is spliced from 3 exons.
AUGACUAAAGGUUCUGCUCUCAAAGUACAGAGAACACGCGUAUACGACUCAACGUGUCCCGGACGCGCCGAGAAGAUAGCAGUGGCGGGCAAGACACUUCGAGUUCUGCGGAUGCUGUUCAGCGAUGACGACAGCGCUCACGUCCGAGGCAGCGUGCCGUGGAAAGACGUACUGAAGGCGUUUUACGAGCUCGACUUCACGGUCGUCAAGCUACGCGGCGGCUCAGCCUGGGGAUUCUCGAAGGGCAUCGUGAGCUUCACCUGUCACGAGCCUCAUCCUGAUGCCAACCUCGAUUUCUGGAAGGCGCGUAAACUGGGCCGGCGGUUGAAUCGGAGAUUUGGAUGGACGGUGGACACUUUUGUGCAGAAGCUAUAG